This is a messenger RNA of Chionomys nivalis (European snow vole), 2624 nucleotides long. It is a transcript of the gene Fntb, whose product is annotated as farnesyltransferase, CAAX box, beta. Lineage: Eukaryota; Metazoa; Chordata; Mammalia; Rodentia; Cricetidae. Gene Ontology annotation, cellular component: protein farnesyltransferase complex. Gene Ontology annotation, biological process: protein farnesylation. The record is from RefSeq and is a predicted model, not a curated record. Bases 76 to 1389 code for a protein of 437 amino acids. The transcript has 12 exons. Gene Ontology annotation, molecular function: protein farnesyltransferase activity.
AGCCCGCUCGAGUUUCAAUGCGCGCUGUUGCUGGACGAAGCUGAGUCCUAUACAGCGCUCGCUGCUCUCCCGAUCAUGGCUUCUUCGAGUUCCUUCACCUACUGUUGCCCUCCAUCUUCCUCCCCUAUCUGGCCAGAACCGCUGUAUAGUCUGAGACCUGAGCACGCGCGGGAGCGGUUGCAAGACGACUCAGUGGAAACAGUCACGUCCAUAGAACAGGCCAAAGUAGAAGAGAGGAUCCAGGAAGUCUUCAGUUCUUACAAAUUUAACCACCUAGUACCAAGGCUCAUUUUGCAGAGGGAGAAGCACUUCCAUUAUCUGAAAAGAGGCCUUCGACAGCUGACAGAUGCCUACGAGUGUCUGGAUGCCAGCCGCCCCUGGCUCUGCUACUGGAUCCUGCACAGCUUGGAACUCCUAGAUGAACCCAUUCCUCAAAUAGUGGCCGCAGACGUGUGUCAGUUCCUGGAGCUGUGUCAAAGUCCAGAAGGUGGCUUUGGAGGGGGCCCUGGGCAGUACCCACACCUUGCACCCACGUAUGCAGCUGUCAAUGCGCUGUGCAUCAUUGGCACGGAGGAAGCCUACAACGUCAUUAACAGAGAGAAGCUUCUUCAGUAUUUAUACUCCCUGAAGCAACCCGAUGGCUCUUUCCUCAUGCAUGUUGGAGGUGAGGUGGAUGUGAGAAGUGCAUACUGUGCCGCCUCGGUGGCCUCUCUAACGAACAUCAUCACUCCAGACCUCUUUGAAGGCACAGCCGAAUGGAUAGCAAGGUGCCAGAACUGGGAAGGUGGCAUUGGUGGGGUGCCAGGGAUGGAAGCCCAUGGCGGCUACACCUUCUGUGGCUUGGCUGCGCUGGUCAUCCUUAAAAAGGAACGCUCUUUGAACCUGAAGAGCUUGCUACAAUGGGUGACGAGUCGGCAGAUGCGAUUUGAAGGAGGAUUUCAGGGCCGCUGCAACAAGCUGGUGGACGGCUGCUACUCCUUCUGGCAGGCAGGGCUUCUGCCCCUGCUGCACCGAGCCCUGCACGCUCAAGGUGACCCUGCCCUCAGCAUGAGCCACUGGAUGUUCCAUCAGCAGGCCCUGCAGGAGUACAUUCUGAUGUGCUGCCAGUGCCCAGCGGGGGGCCUGCUGGACAAGCCCGGCAAGUCCCGUGACUUCUACCACACCUGCUACUGCCUGAGUGGCUUAUCCAUUGCCCAGCAUUUCGGAAGUGGAGCCUUGCUGCACGAUGUGAUCAUGGGUGUGCCUGAAAAUGCUCUGCAGCCCACUCACCCUGUCUACAACAUUGGGCCCGACAAGGUGAUCCAGGCCACCACACACUUUCUGCAGAAGCCAGUCCCAGGCUUUGAGGAAUGUGAAGACAAGUUGACCUCAGAUCCGACCACCGACUAGAGGACCGCAUGGCUCCCCCAGCUCCCCCGUCAGACAAGGUUUCUCCGUCUGGGUAGCUUAUGUGAGCCUCGGCCGCUUUGGAGUUGUGGUUUCUCUGUCCUUGCCUGUCAAACAAAACAAAGCCAGCAGCUCUGGGUUUGGAAUACACAGUGGUGUGAUUUUUUUAAAAAUUAUUUUCAUACCUGUCAAGCCAAAACUCUGUGAGCCUGCAUAGUGGGGUUGGAGGAGAGCGGUGCAUGCUGGGAAGAAGCCACCUCUCCUGGCAGCCAGCAGCCUGGCCCACCACGCUAAAAUGGAGGGUGUGAGUAUCUCAGCGUCGCAGCCACUGCUGUGACGCCCACCUGCACACCUCCUUUCAGUCACCAGAUGGUACCCACUCGGUAGAAAUAUCAGCUCCGUGCCAUGCCAGGGUGGGCUGUGGGCCUACGUGAGCUCCCUGAAAAAGACCCUUGGGCUACAGCAGUGCCUGUUUGUCUCCUUCACCCCAGUCAUCUGCAAAGGACAGCGGCUGGGAAUGGAGGAGAAGGGUCUUAGCUUGAGUUCCUCCCCACAACCUGGGAGAACUGAGCCAUGCAUCUCUCCAAGGCCAUCUUUGGUGUAAACAAGACUUGUUUUGUCCUAGGUAUGAUGACUAGACCCAGGUAACCAAUUAUGAUUGGAAAAUCAACCUCUAGGCCAACUCUGUGCCAGAGGAAGCAGCCUCUCCCAGAGCCCAGCCCCGCCUCUCCCCAUCAUGUACUCAGAGAGGCCCUCUUCCUCCUCCGGGCUGUGCUGCAGUCCCUCCGGCUCCUAUUCCUUCGUUUCCCUCACCCACCCCCAAAACAGUGUUGUCUUUUCUCAUCCAAGGUAUUAACACUACUAAGGUGUUCAUCUGAAUUGAUGACUCAGGAUUUACCCCUGCCCUGCCCACUCCAAGCUCACUGAAACUGAACCAGUGCUAGGCUAGCUGGCUGCCGUGGUGAUAGUGGUCUUGGGUGGUAGUGCAAGUACUGCCUGUGUGCCGAAUCCUGGAGCUGCCUCUGCACCGGCCCUUUCACAGUCGGCAGGGGGCUGAGUUUGGUCAUCCAUCCACUGCGACAGUCCCAGCCUUCAUGUGAGCAGGCAGACAGGAGCUUGGGGGCACAGCAUGAGGCUCUUACCGAAACCACUGACCAUUUGCUGCCUCUGAUUCCCUCUUGCUUUGGUGUACUGGGCUAUGUAUUACCUCCUUGAAAUAAUAAAAGAGUAACAUUUUC